AUGAACGACGUUGAUGUCGGAUUCGUUGAUCACGUCAAUGAGGAGGAUGUUAAAGUCCAUCCGGUGGCCAACCCUGUGGUCCAGACGCAAAUGCUGGAGGCCAUCAGAAAGCUCUCGGAGCACUGGGGCGAAGAAAACUUCGACGCAAUGUGCCGGGACUUCGAGAACCAGGAGACAGCAAUCCCCAGCGGAUCGCACGCGGAAUUCGUUUCCCAGACAAUCCGCCGACCUGGAAGCCCACCAAAAAGCUCUCGGACGACAUCGAGCAACUCGUCGAUCUCGCCAAAGAGAAACCUGGCAAAUAUCGCCAGUUCCUCGAAGGCAUCCAGAGUAUCCGCACUCCCGGGAGGGGAGGUGUUUUAUAUGGCAGCUAAAUUCCUGACCGCGAAGGAGCGGAUCCAAAACUAUUCCUAUGACUUCGAUCGCGAUGGACACGCCAGAUCUACAAGAAUGCCUCGUGGGGAGCCGGUCACUAUCGAAGCCCACGGUUUCCUCUGGAUUCCCGUGCUUAAGGGUAACUCGGAGGGGGAGGUCAAAAGAAACUUCAGAGAGUUCAACCAGCAGUGGCGAGAGCUGGUUGAGAACGUCAUGAAAGAUGUUCAAGUUGUCGUAACGUUAUCACUUAACGUUAAAGAGAUGAUUCGCCGGGAUUUUAGUCCCGAGUCCCACAAGAUCCUGUACCAUCCGACGUCGGCUGCCUACUAUGACGGCCAAGUCAAAUCUUUCCGGGAUGCGCCCCUCAGAGAUAUCGGGGUCAAUGCCACAAACCCGCUAGUGGUCCGACUUGGCGACCAGACCUGGACCCUUCCAGGGCUGUCGCACUUCGUGCACCUAGACCACAUCAGAGGUGACACGCAAAAGGAUCCCUCGGGAUCUUUGUAUAAUCCUCAAGAGGCCGAGCUCGGCGUGCCACUGGCCCGGGGCCUUCUAGACAGAGGCGUCCGGGAUAUCCUGGUCAUGUCCCCGUACCGCGCUCAAGUAGCGCUAGUACAAAGAGUCUGGGAGCUGAGGAAUCCCGAAGUACAGACGCGGCCCAGGAUCCAGACCGUGGACGCAUCCCAGGGAUCUGAGGCAGACGCCGUGAUUGUAUUGAUCACGCGUAAUUUUGGUUUAGCAGGCUUCCUCCAGUCCAGCAAGAGGACCAACGUUAUGUUGUCCUCCUGUGCGCGGAUAGCCCAAUACGUUGUGGGAAACUGGAUCUUGGUCGGUAGUCGGACGUUUAAGGACUCCGGCAAAUUUUACACCUACCUGGACAAGGCUGAGCGUGUCCUGGACGAGGCGGAUGUGUAUGCCAUCGUUUCCCAGUAG
This is a messenger RNA of Aspergillus terreus NIH2624, 1308 nucleotides long. RefSeq names its product C-terminal helicase domain-containing protein. Bases 1 to 1308 code for a protein of 435 amino acids. The record is from RefSeq and is a predicted model, not a curated record. Gene Ontology annotation, molecular function: 5'-3' DNA helicase activity. NCBI's taxonomy places the organism in Eukaryota, Fungi, Ascomycota, Eurotiomycetes, Eurotiales, Aspergillaceae. The transcript has 2 exons.